CACCAGUGGCUCGCAGGCUGUCCAAUGGGAGCAGAUGUUGGAGUUGCGCGGCAGUUCAGCUUCCUGAGGCGCAGUGGGCGUGGUCACGGAAGGCUAGAGCUGUUCCCCUGUGUAGAAUUAGGGGUGGAGGUUUCUAUGGCUCUCUCUGAAGCUGGGGCCCGGCCGCGGACGUGGGACGCCAGCCCCUCGGAGCACAGGAAGUGGGUGGAAGUAUUUAAAGCAUGUGAUGAAGAUAAUAAAGGCUAUCUAAGCAGAGAAGACUUUAAGGUUGCUGUUGUAAUGCUGUUUGGUUACAAGCCUUCCAAGAUAGAAGCAGAUUCUGUGAUGUCUUCAAGAAAUCCCAACACUUCUGGCAUAGUACUUGGGGAGUUUUUAAAUAUCAUAAGGAAAAAGAAGGAGGCUCAACUAUAUCGAAAUGAGAUAAGACAGAUCUUCACAGCUUUUGAUGUGCACUAUCGUGGCUAUUUAACUUUAGAAGAUUUCAAAAAAGCAUUCAGGCAGGUGGCUCCCAGAUUACCAGAAAGGACUGUUCUUGAGGUCUUCAGGGAAGUAGAUCGUGACUCUGAUGGUCACGUCAGCUUUAGAGACUUCGAAUAUGCCAUGAAGCAUGGACAAAAUGAAGCCUAACUAUUGUGAUCUACUUUUUGGUAACUCUUUGGAUUGUAAAUAUAUUUGAAGAUCAAACAUACCUCUCUCUCAUAAUGAUGUGAUACUGCAUAUUUGUGAUGAAACUCUUAGUUGUAGUUUUGGGAUGCUGAUAAUGUACUUGGUCUCACAGUCUUAGAGGUUGUGGGUACUGGAGUCUUCUCUGUGGGUAGCAGCCUGGAGUCAGGCUGCCCCAUCUCUACUCUUGGCACCCCCUCGCAUACCAACUCUAAAUUGGAGUGUUCCACUCAGUCCUGGUCUUCACCACCCGACCUGAGACCCUGGUUCCUAACAGCUCUUGAAGGCUGGUAAGGGCAGCUGUUCCCUGCCAGUGGUUCCAGCUCCCUUCAUUUAUCCCACGUUGGUUGAACAGGUAGUAUACCUAUGUGUACUGCGUGCUUACUGAAGAAGGUUCGAAGCAGUGAGUGAGGAGGCAUUGGGCUAAUAAGAACAUAAGACUUAUCUGAGAUAAAGUACCCAGAGUCCACAUCUUCAUUGCAGUGUCCCCAGGGCAUUGGUUGUACAAGACAGAGACUGAGCUAACAGAAGGCAGCCCUGUUGCACAUUACACAGAGGAAGAACAGAGCCAACGGAAGUCCUAGGAGCAAAAGAUAUGUUUGCAGAACCCUACAGAGUGGCCUGGGCCUGGCUUCUUGUGCAAGGAAGCAAACCCAGGCCUGCCCAUCUGCCCUACCCCUGCACACUUCCAGUUCUGGGUUGUUCUGCCCUGCACCCAGAUCCAUAGCUAUUGCUGGAUCUGGAUCCUGGUUGCCGUGUCCUACCUGUCUCCCUGGCUCCAUUCACUGCCGUACUAGAGCAAAACCUGCAACACUGGACAUUCAGCGUUCAUUUAAAAUAAUUCCAAAAUAAUGGUAUCAAUAUUAAUUUUUAUGUAGUUGUUGAGAAUUCACAAUAGUAGCAACAGGACUAAAACAAUAUUCAACUCAUAUUUUAAAAGUAUUCAACAUUGCUGCCUGCCUUGCAAGCGCAAGAUCCCAAGUUCAAUCCCUGGUAGCAAAAAAAGUAUUCAACAUUUAAAGGUCAAGCAAAAAUGUUAAUUUGUAGAACAAGCGUCAUUCUCAUGUAAAUUAUUAGCUGAUAAGAUUAAUAAAAAUAAAGUUUACACUGUGAUAGACCAGAGGAGCUCAAAGAGAAGUGACAGGUAAAUGUAAUUUGGUGUUCUUGGUGGGUCCUGGACUAGAAAAAGGACUUUAGAUUAAAAAAAAAACAAAACAAUAACAGUCAAAUAUGGACUGUAACUACUGAUAAUGUAUCUGUAUUGGUUCAUUAAUUGUAACAAAUGUACCAAAUUCAUAAAAAAUGUUGAUAAUAAGGAAAACUGAAACUCUGUACUCUGUACUAGAAACUCUCUGUACUA
Molecule: messenger RNA, 2023 nt
Organism: Fukomys damarensis (Damara mole-rat)
Lineage: Eukaryota; Metazoa; Chordata; Mammalia; Rodentia; Bathyergidae
Gene: Efcab11
Product: EF-hand calcium binding domain 11
Exons: 6
Coding region: 25-627 (200 amino acids)
Cellular component (GO): cytoplasm
Molecular function (GO): calcium ion binding
Source: RefSeq, a predicted model, not a curated record